AUGCGACCGCUGGCGAUAAUAACCCUACUAUCCUGCUCUGGGGCCGCCGUCGCCCUUGCGGGAGGCUCUCAGUUCGAGCAACAAACGGCAACAAAACGAACGAACCCAGAGCCCGCCUGUCUCGCAGAGAGCGCCGUGCAGAGCGCCAGCUUCUACACUGGGCUCGAAGAGGGAAACCCGGGGGCCAAGCCUGGGGUUGCUGCAUCUAAAACCGACGCCUCCAACUUCAUCAACUUCUGCGCCAACUCCACCUUGACCAACGGCCAGCAAAACCCAGAUGGCUCCUGCAACGGUAUCCCCAUGGGCCGGCUGCCCGCCACCACCAACAUGAUCUCCUCCAUCAUCACCUUCCCCCAACCGGGCGACCAGCUCCCGCCCAACACCUCAUUCAACGUCACCAUCCAGACCAGCCACCUCCGCGCCGGGUUUUUCGCCAACCCCGUCUCCAACUACUACACCGCGCCGCAAGACCUGGACGAGAACGGCGACGUCAUCGGCCACUGCCAUGUCACGAUCCAGAACAUCGGCAGUUUCACGACGCUCGUGGCGCCGGACCCGACCGUCUUUGCGUAUUUCAAGGGCAUCGAUGAUGUGGGUGACGGGAAGGGGGGACUCACGGCAGAGAUCUCGGGCGGGCUACCGGUUGGGGUGUACCGGGUGUGUACGAUGGUGGCCGCUAUGAAUCAUCAGCCGGUUAUGAUGCCUGUUGCGCAGAGGGGGGCGCAGGAUGAUUGUACCAAGUUUGAGGUCCGGGAGGAGCACCAUUGUCAUCAACAUCACCACUAG
Molecule: messenger RNA, 786 nt
Organism: Dichotomopilus funicola
Lineage: Eukaryota; Fungi; Ascomycota; Sordariomycetes; Sordariales; Chaetomiaceae
Exons: 2
Coding region: 1-786 (261 amino acids)
Source: RefSeq, a predicted model, not a curated record